CUCUGUUCGUCAGCAACGUUCUGGAGGAAGCCGAGGCUGUCCCCGUGCCUUUGUCCCUGGACCCGGCUGGCUCUCUGCUCCUGCAGGCCCUGGUGCCCUCUGCCUCGCCUGCCGGCUUGUGCCGCCUGCUGCGGGCCCUGGCCCCCUCCCUGCGCCUGGUGGCGUGCCACUCCUGCGGGGCCCACAUCCUGGAAGCUGCCCUGCUGAGGGCCCCGCUGUUGAUCCAGGAAGGAGCGGAGGAUUCUGGGACGCUGGAAGACCUCGUGUUGGAGCUGGGCGGGAGCGUGCAGGAGGAGCUGUCGGCUUUCGCGUUGGACGCCCACGCCAGCUUUGUGGUGCGGACUCUCCUGCAGGCUCUGGGAGGGGCCCGAGUUGGUUCAGACGGGGGUCGGGGGCUCCAGGUGUUAGGGACUUCGCAUUCCAGAACCAAGCAAGCCAAACCGGGAAGCGAGGGACCUGCGGACUUUGAGGUCCCCGAAUCCUUCUUGUCCCUCCUGCAGGGAUUCGGCGAGAGCUUCGGGGAGCUUAUUUCCGAGUUCAUCGCCAACAAAUUCUUCAGCCUCUGCCUCCAGGUGGCGCUGGAGGUCUUGCACCGGAAGUUGCCCGAAGCCUGUUCCCAGUUGUGUUGCUCAGUGAUUGGCUACCUGAGCUCUCGCAACCCGGCCGCCGGGCAAAGUUAUUUGGAUUUCAUUGAGUUCAUCGCCAACAAAUUCUUCAGCCUCUGCCUCCAGGUGGCGCUGGAGGUCUUGCACCGGAAGUUGCCCGAAGCCUGUUCCCAGUUGUGUUGCUCAGUGAUUGGCUACCUGAGCUCUCGCAACCCGGCCGCCGGGCAAAGAGCAGACUGCAACUUCACUCUGCAGCGGCUCAUCCAGGCCGCCCCCCGCAAGCUGCUAGGAAAACUCUUUGAAGAGCUGAGCCCCGGCCUGGAAGAAAUCUUGGCUCUGGAGCACCUGGGGGUGGUCACGGCCCUCCUGGGGGCCUGCCGGAAGCAGGGGGCUCACCAGCAGGAGGUGCUGCAGGGACUCAUGGAGGCUUUCCACUGCUGGGAGCCCCCGUCCCGCCAGCUGGCGUGCGCCCCCCUCUUUGCCUCUCUGCUGGCUCACGAGGUGUAUUACGGUGAAGAGGAGGAGGAGGAGGAGGAGGAAGAGACGGUGUCACAGGACCAGGCUGACCCUUCCCCUCGCCUGAGCUCCGUCUCCUACCACGGCUCCUUGAUGCUCCAGCACUGCUUGCAUUUUGCCGACCCCUCCGUCGUGCUGCACAGCCUGGCCGCCACGCCCCCCCAGGAUCUGGUCACCCUGGCCUGCGACCCGGCGGGCAGCCACGUCUUCGACGCCCUCCUGGCCAGCCCCUCCGUGCCCGAGAAGCAGAGGCGCAAGGUUCUGCGCCUGCUUAAGGGCCACUACGUAUCUCUGGCCUGCAGCAAGCACGGGAGCCGUGUCUUGGAUGCCAUCUGGAGCCGGGCCACGCUGCCGGCCAAGCGAGAGAUGGCCCAGGAACUGGUGGAGCACGAACAGAAGCUGCGGAACGACCCCUUUGGCCACCACCUGGUCCGCAAUUUUGCCCUGACGCACUUCCUCAAACGCCGCCGGGACUGGGACCGGCUCCAGGAGGCAGAGAAGAAGCGGAGGGAGCUUUUUGCCGAGAUCUUGGAGGACUGACUUGGACGGGGCGGGCCCUCUCGGCUGGAAGACUGUAGCGGGUUGCCUUUGGCAAUGGAGGGCUCUCCCCCAGGAGGUGCUACAGGAUUGUGUUCCUUGCAUCUCCUCACGGCAAAGACUUUGGAGGACUUGGCCACCAGGGGGUGCUAGAGGCAUCCUUGUAUUUGCUUGUCUACUCCCUAAUGGAAUUCCCUCC
Molecule: messenger RNA, 1857 nt
Organism: Gekko japonicus
Lineage: Eukaryota; Metazoa; Chordata; Lepidosauria; Squamata; Gekkonidae
Gene: NOP9
Product: NOP9 nucleolar protein
Exons: 11
Biological process (GO): endonucleolytic cleavage in ITS1 to separate SSU-rRNA from 5.8S rRNA and LSU-rRNA from tricistronic rRNA transcript (SSU-rRNA, 5.8S rRNA, LSU-rRNA); ribosomal small subunit export from nucleus; endonucleolytic cleavage in 5'-ETS of tricistronic rRNA transcript (SSU-rRNA, 5.8S rRNA, LSU-rRNA)
Cellular component (GO): nucleolus; 90S preribosome; preribosome, small subunit precursor
Molecular function (GO): RNA binding
Source: RefSeq, a predicted model, not a curated record